AUGGCCAUGGCCACCUUUUCAUAUCCACAUGGAAAUUCAUACUUGGUUGCUGCUGUUGGUCUUGUAUUGGCCAUUCAAAGUCUUCCAAGCUUGUUCAUUCUCGGUAUUUCUUUCCUCUCCUAUUGGUGUGUAGAUAUAGCAUGGAGCUACUGUUGUGUGUCGAGUCCAACAUGCAACAAGAUACACAAUCGUAUCAUGUCCAUGUAUCAUCAACUGGAUGCAUAUGUAACGAAACACUUUUUGAGAGAUCCAAGAGAUUUUGGCUACUUUAUAUUCGUAGUGGCCACAUGUAUUUGGUAUCCGUUGAUCUUUAUUGCCGCAGCUUAUCGAUGCUAUCAUUAUGGAUUGGAUUGGACCACAGUGGUUCUGUAUCAUUGGUGUCGAAUUGGUCCUUCCUUUCGAUUAUUGACUCAUUUGCAUGUGUUUUUACACAAAGAAGGUCACUGUCCCAAAGGUGGUUUUUUCAAAAACUUUACUCGAGAUGAUGAUUCUUCAUGUGUUGAUCAAGAGAGUAUUUCAUCGAGCAACAAACCUGCUUUAUCCAAUUCCUCAUCACGGGACAAUCACUCUUCUCAGCAGAAAUGGACCAAAGAACAAUUAUUUUCAUACAUUCCCAUCGCAUCACUGUUCAAUCACAACAUUGGACAAUGGUUUCUGGGAAUUUUCAAUGGUCACAUUCCUGGAUCGUAUUUCAUUUCACACAACAAGAUUCAUCAUGUGCAUCACAAUUCAUUGGAGGAUGUUCACACAACGAUGGAUUUGGAUCGAACUCUAUGGCUCAGUAUUCUCAUUUACAUGACUCGAUUUGCAUUGUUUUGGAAUAAUCUCACACCAAUGAUCUAUUUCAUGAAACGACAAGAUUAUCGAAAAGUAUUCCAUCUUGUCAUUGGUUUCGUCUAUUACUAUUUUUGGACUGCCACGUGUUGGUAUUGGAUGGGAUUUUCAUUCACUUAUUGGUUUAUGAUCAUGCCACAAAUCGAAGCCAUUUACUUUGUUGGAACAAAUGCAUUCAUUUGGCAUGCGUUUGUGGAUCCAAAAGAUCCCACCAAUCCUCAUGUUAAUUCCAUAACCAUUGUGAAUAGUACUGACAACGUAUGGGGAGAAGAUUACCACGUGAUUCAUCAUUUCAAUUAUCGUCAAAUUCAUUGGAAAGAUGCUCAUUCUCAUUAUGAAAAGAAUAAGGAAUUGUAUCGAUUGGGAAGUGUCUUUAAAAAUUGUGUGGAAGCGCAAUUAUUGAUUUGGCUCUUAUUGGGAAAUUUUGAUGCGAUUGCAGAAUGUUGGGACGAGGGAGAGGAAUUCACAAUAACGGAUGGUAGUGAGAACAAGCAGUUGACAAGAAACCAAUUCAGCCAUGAAGAAAAGGUUCGAAUAUUGAAAGAACGAGCUCGAUUUGUGGUAUCGAACAAAAGUGUCGAUGAAUAA
This is a messenger RNA of Naegleria lovaniensis, 1422 nucleotides long. RefSeq lists its product as uncharacterized. The transcript is spliced from 2 exons. The coding region runs from base 1 to 1422 and encodes 473 amino acids. NCBI's taxonomy places the organism in Eukaryota, Heterolobosea, Eutetramitea, Acrasida, Naegleriidae. The record is from RefSeq and is a predicted model, not a curated record.